AAUGGUUCACGCCCAGGCACUGCCAGGUACACCAGCCCAGAAGUUCAGUAUGAGUGAAAUCGUUGAGAAAGCUUGCCAGGAAGCCAGUCUCUAUCAGCAAUGUGGGGUGGAUGCGGUAUUGGUGGAGAACAUGCAUGACAUGCCGUACUUACUCACUGACAGGGUAGGACCAGAGAUAACUGCUGCCAUGACAACCAUCUGUUACAGUGUCCGCCAGGUUUUCACAAGAGGUCCAGUAGGAGUUCAAAUCCUGGCUGGGGCAAACAAACAAUCUCUGGCUGUGGCACAGGCUGCAGGCCUUCAGUUUCUCCGUGCAGAGGGGUUUGUGUUUUCUCAUAUAGCUGACGAGGGCUUGAUGAACUCCUGUGCAGGAGAACUACUCAGGUACAGAAGACACAUUGGAGCAGACAAUGUACAGGUACUCACAGAUAUCAAGAAAAAACAUAGUUCACAUGCCAUUACAGAGGAUGUGAGUUUGGUGGAGACUGCCAAGGCUGCAGAGUUUUUCCAAAGUGAUGGUGUUAUAGUAACAGGCUCCACCACAGGACAAGAGACCAAUCCACAGCAAGUGACAGAUGUACAGUCACAGGUGUCCAUCCCAGUGUUAGUGGGAUCUGGUGUUACACAGGAAAAUGUUCACAAAUUCCAACAAGCAGCAGGAUUGAUCAUUGGUUCACACUUCAAGAGAGACGGACAUUGGGAGAAUGACAUCGACAAAAAUCGUGUCUUGAACUUCAUGUCAAGAGUAAAGGAAUUGUCAAGGUAAUGUGCUGAAGGUGCAAUUCUGAAACAGAGCUGUUAAAGAGCACUGCCUGAGUGGAAACCUGCUCGACUCACUCUAGGAAAUCAUUUUAUCAAGACUUUAUGAUCAAUACAUUUAAAUAUCCAAGUGAUAAUGCAACAUUUAUCAUCAUACGGUUUUGGCUGUCAUCUCAUGAAUACUUUUGUCCUCAUGCACAUGCUUGCAUUUAUCCAUCUCUUUCACUCAGUAACACAAAUGAAUCUGAGCAUAAAAGGUCCUCAAAUUUUGGUUGAAUACAUACAUGUACAUAAUCUACUUUUGGGUGACAAUUUGAGGAGUUAGUCCAAGAGUUAUGGCCACUGUUGUUCACAGAUCAGUGAAGGAUCAAUAACCUAGGAUAUUUAUAGAAUAUUUCAAACACGGCACCAAAUUUGCACCAAAGAAGGAAAAACAAAAAACAUUUUUAAAACGCUCCUGUGAUAAACAUUUGAGGGCUGUGAGCAAUUUUUAAAAAGGAAAGAAAUUUUUAUUAAAGUGUAUCGAAAAGCAAUGUUUGUGUUACAAAGUUGAUCACGCCUGAUGAAAUCAUACGUGUGUUUUCGUAGUGUCUUGUGAAAUUAGUGCUGAUUCAUACAUGGUAUAAUUGACGUAAACAUACGU
Messenger RNA from Liolophura sinensis, 1402 nucleotides. RefSeq lists its product as uncharacterized. The transcript is spliced from 6 exons. The coding region runs from base 2 to 766 and encodes 254 amino acids. The record is from RefSeq and is a predicted model, not a curated record. Lineage: Eukaryota; Metazoa; Mollusca; Polyplacophora; Chitonida; Chitonidae.